Messenger RNA from Hibiscus syriacus, 1904 nucleotides. Its product is annotated as transcription factor PHYTOCHROME INTERACTING FACTOR-LIKE 15-like. NCBI's taxonomy places the organism in Eukaryota, Viridiplantae, Streptophyta, Magnoliopsida, Malvales, Malvaceae. Gene Ontology annotation, molecular function: protein dimerization activity; DNA-binding transcription factor activity. The coding region runs from base 343 to 1707 and encodes 454 amino acids. The record is from RefSeq and is a predicted model, not a curated record. The transcript has 7 exons. Gene Ontology annotation, biological process: regulation of DNA-templated transcription.
UAUUAUUAAGAGUAUCUUCUUUGGUGGUGGGGCAAUGAACCUGGCCACCUUUCUCCGGUGUGGAUACCUAAACUCCACGCAACAACCUAUUUGAAGAUGAGACAGGCUUCGAAUUAUUGUGGACGCCUCAUUUUUCAAACCCAGGGAUCUUCGAAUCCCACCGUCUUAUCAAAGUUGUAUAAUAAUUUCAUAAACUUGCGUCUGGCGAUUGAUUUGAUGCCCCUUUUUGAAGCAUUUUUAGCAGAUGAGAACGAAGAUUAAGAGGAAGAAUCUCAGUGUUGAUUAUAAUGGAUGUAGUUUAUAGGUAGUCCAGCAACAGUCAGCUAAAAAAUUCCAUCGAGGAUGACAGGACACUUGCCUAAUUUACCUUCCAUGCGUGAUCCUGAUAUCAUGGAGCUGGUAUGGGAAAAUGGUGAAGUUCUCAUUCGAGGUUCAUGGUCGAAGAUAACUAAGACGACUUCCCCGUUCUCGUCACAUUAUUUGUCUCGAUCGAAGUCUCGAAUUCAACUAAUCGAAGGGAAAACUUGUACCGCCAGUGGAUCAAAGGAUGGGGUUGCAGAUUCUACGUUAGCCGAACCCAUAUCGGGUCUCUCCAGUGCUGUUCUGGGAUCGGAUAAAAGAUGUUACCAUAAACAAAGCGACUUGCCUAAACUCAUAGCAGACCACCAGGUACACGGUUCUUCCUUGAAGCAGCAGCAUGAAACUUGGCAUAUGGGAUCGAAGGAGGAGAAAGAUAAGGUGAACUUUUCCAUGUUCUUAAGCUCCGGUACAACAAGAGCAAUAAGCAGUCAAGGACUAGCUGCAGGAGCUGAGGAUUUACGAGGCAAUAAUGUCAAAUCUUUGCCUCCAAGUGGUGAUCCCUUGGAAAACGAAGGGAAUUUAAUGGCUAAGAAAAUGAAGUCACCUCAAAAAGUGUCGCAUCCUGAUGAACAAUCCGAAGCCGUUCCGAAUACGAGGUUACCUAAUGAGGUUCAUGAAUCCUCAACCUUAGCACCGGAUAAUACAGGUUUUAAGGGAAAUCCUGAGCAAAUGGUUGCAUCGUCUUCAUUGUGUUCGCGUGGUGCUUCAAACUGUCCAACAUACCCUUUGAAAAGGAGAUAUGAAGACACUGAUCUCAGUAGUAAUACAGAUAUGGAAGAAGAACCAGAGGUAACGAGGGGAAGCAAAGGUGCUAAGGGAAAGAGAAAAACAGAAGUCCACAACCUAUCUGAAAGGGAGCGAAGAGAUAAAAUCAACAAGAAGAUGCGUGAACUGAAAGACCUCAUACCAAACUGUACUAUGGUGGAUAAAGCUUCGAUGCUUGAUGAGGCAAUCGAGUAUCUAAAGACCCUUCAGCUUCAAGUUCAGGUGAUGUCAAUGGGAAAUGGGAUUUACAUGCCACCGAUGAUGUUUCCGUCGCCUUGGACAAUGCAACAUAUAAAUGCUCAACAUUUGGGUGGCUACUCUCCCAUGGCUGUUGGGAUGGGUAUGAGACUGCAAAUGGGAGUCGGCUGCGGCGCUACACCGCAGUUUUCGACUUCACUAAUGCCAGGAACAGCACCUAUAACUGGGAUCCCAGAAGCUACACUCAACAUGCUUGGGUUAAGACGUUCAUCUUUUGUAUCUUCGGCUGGUAGUUUCAUCCCACAAUCGGUCCAAUCUCAAUCUGCGGCGACUAGGGUGACACAAGUGGAUCAUAUUCCAGGUGGUUCUAAUCCAACACAUUAACUCAAUAAUGCUGAACGGUUCCUUAUGACGUUUAAAAAGACUCCAGGUUUCCUGUAAUCAGCUGUUACAGUCAUUGAAUGAGGCAUUCAUGGAAGGUCCCUUUUCUCAAUCAAGGCAUUGAAAAUGUAUUUUCCUAAAGAAAAGCGCUGUUUUCUAUUUUGUACAUUACCAAAGGAAUGUACAAGCCUCAUUUUCCA